AUGAUUAACAACGGUGGUCCUUCAAAUACUAGUGAUAAAAAGAGACUUCAGAUAAGUUCUGUUAUACUUCUAGGCCUAUGAGUCUUCCCUAUCCUACUUUUAUCAAUAUUCAUAAAUUCGGAUUUCAUCUUGGAAGUUGCCCUAUGGUCACUACUAUAUUGCUGCCCUUUUGCAAUAGCAGGAAUCUCAGGACUUCUAUCAAAUACAAACAAUCCUUGUCGGCUGAGAGCUCUAGCCAUAGUAUUCAUUUGCUUUUUGAUUUACUGCUUACUUAAUGCAGGGUUUUUUGUCAUUGAAUUCAUAAUUAUGAUUUCUUAUUCUGCGAACGGCUCUGGAAGCAAUGAUGAUGACACAGGCCUAGGAAGAGCAAUUACAUUUGUGCUCAUAAUAAUAGCUGGGGUCGGGGUAGCUUAUUUUUUAAUUGCUGCUUGAAUGGGAUGGAGAGGUUUUAAAGCUUCAAAAGCCAUGACAAACGUAUUAGGAAGAUAUCAGCAACAAAUAGAUGGUGUUGGCUAUUCACAAGCUAAUGAUUAUCCUCUAAAUACUUGAACUUAA
This is a messenger RNA of Blepharisma stoltei, 555 nucleotides long. NCBI's taxonomy places the organism in Eukaryota, Ciliophora, Heterotrichea, Heterotrichida, Blepharismidae. The record is from the annotation of a GenBank genome assembly.